Molecule: messenger RNA, 1455 nt
Organism: Bacidia gigantensis
Lineage: Eukaryota; Fungi; Ascomycota; Lecanoromycetes; Lecanorales; Ramalinaceae
Exons: 2
Coding region: 1-1455 (484 amino acids)
Biological process (GO): nucleoside transmembrane transport
Cellular component (GO): fungal-type vacuole membrane; plasma membrane
Molecular function (GO): nicotinamide riboside transmembrane transporter activity; nucleobase transmembrane transporter activity
Source: RefSeq, a predicted model, not a curated record
AUGGAUCGCAUUCGCAAUGCGCUCAAGCAGCGAGGGCGCUCGCCAGCAUAUGAACCUCUUGAUAACGGCUCUGACGAUGCCUAUGAGCGACAAGCUGCGCGAAAACAUCAGUUCUCAUACCUAGAAUACUGUAUCUUCGUUCUGCUGGGUAUCUUUAUGCUAUGGGCUUGUCUUAUCAGGAACAUGUUCUUAGCUGCAUCGCCCUACUUUCAGCACCGCUUCUCUCAUUCUCCGCCACUCCUCAAAGCCUACUCGCCGACAUUGCUUUCUAUCUCUACCGUGACCAACCUGUUAUCAGUCCUGGUCCUCAGCUACAUCCAGGCUCACGCUCACUACCCACAUCGUAUCAUAUUAUCCCUGGUCCUCAAUGGCUUCGCAUUCACGCUCCUCGCAAUCUCCACCGUCCUUUUCCGCAGCGUCUCUGAGCAGGUAUACUUCACAUUUCUCAUGCUCAUGGUCGCACUGUCCGCAAUCGGAACGGGCAUUUGCCAGAAUGGGCUCUUCGCCUACGUCUCCGCCUUCAACGAAAAGAAGUACACACAAGGCAUCAUGGCAGGGCAAGGAAUAGCCGGCGUGCUCUCUUGUCUGGCCCAGAUCAUCAGCGUUCUCUCUAUCCCACCACCCGAGACGGCCACCCUCACCUCUUCACCCGAUAAACCAACGAAGCCGGUUCCCCAAGAAAGCGGCAAAUCAGCACUCGCAUACUUCCUAACCGCAACAUUCAUAUCCCUCCUCGCCCUCCUGGCCUUCACAAUCCUCACGCGCCGGCACCCAACUGUUGGAAUCUCCCCAUCACCACCGACGCUCAACACGGAUCUCCUCAGCAAACCGAGCCCCAUCGACCCCCCUCCCACCUUAACCCCCGAAACAGACAUUACGGACGACAACGAUGACGACGAUAAGACACCGCCACUCCGAAAAUCCAUCCCCCUCUUACGCCUCUACCGCAAACUCCACUGGCUCGCCAACGCCGUCUUCCUCACUUUCACACUGACCCUCUUCUACCCCGUCUUCACGCAACAGAUCCAUUCGAAGCAUCCCCCGCCUCUCCCUCGCCUCCUGCAACCCUCGUGUUUCAUCCCCCUCGCCUUUCUUUUCUGGAACAUAGGCGACCUUGUGGGGCGCCUUCUCCCCCUCUCCUCCGCCAUUGCGGGGCUGACGCGGCGGCCGAGAUUGGUGUUCUCCCUGAGUGUGGCACGGGUGCUGUGGAUUCCGCUGUAUAUGCUAUGUAACCGCGGGUUGGACAAGCGGAGUGGUGGGGGAGGGGAUUUCUUCUACUUGGUGAUUGUGCAGGCGGGGUUUGGGGUUAGUAAUGGAUUGGUGGGGAGUUUGUGUAUGAUGGGCUCGGCGGGGUAUGUGGAGGAAGAGGAGAAGGAGGCUGCGGGGGGUUUCAUGGGGCUGAUGCUUGUGGGCGGGUUGAGUGUGGGGAGUUUGCUGAGUUUUCUUGUUGCCUGA